This is a messenger RNA of Adineta ricciae, 1272 nucleotides long. NCBI's taxonomy places the organism in Eukaryota, Metazoa, Rotifera, Eurotatoria, Adinetida, Adinetidae. The record is from the annotation of a GenBank genome assembly.
AUGAGCAGUAAUCGAAUUAAUUCACAAGAAAACGCAUCGCAAUCUAAACCCUCAUCCCAGCUCGAUGAUAACCGCAGUUCCAAUGCUGCCAAUCCUUCGAUUGUUCCUGUCGAUGGAACAAUCGAAAGUAAUUGGACUGAAAUGGUUACAGAUUUCGAUAAGAUGAACUUGCACGAACCAUUACUACGUGGUAUUUACGGUUUUGGUUUCGAACGACCAUCUGCUAUCCAACAGCGAGCAAUUAAACCAUGUAUCUUAGGACAUGACCUUAUUGCUCAAUCCCAAUCGGGUACAGGCAAAACGGCAACGUUUACUAUUUCAAUUCUACAACGAAUUGAUAUCGAUCUUAAACAAUGCCAAGCACUCAUUUUAGCUCCAACACGUGAAUUAGCACGACAGAUUCAACGUGUUGUGUUGGCUAUCGGUGAUUAUAUGAAAGUCUCGUGUCAUGCUUGUAUUGGUGGCACUAGCAUUAACGAAGAUGCUAAAGCACUCAGAGCAGGCGCACAAGUUGUUGUUGGUACACCUGGCCGUGUUUUUGAUAUGCUGAAUCGAUCAGCUCUUCGCAAGGAAAAUAUCAAAAUGUUGGUGUUAGACGAAGCCGAUGAAAUGCUUCAAGAAGGUUUCAGCGACCAAAUAAAAAACAUCAUCAUGUUAAUGCCAGAAGAUCUUCAAAUCGUUCUUCUCUCGGCUACAAUGACCAAUGAUGUUCUGAAUAUCACGAAAAAAUUCAUGUCCGAUCCAGUAAAAAUUUUCGUGAAAAAGGAAGAACUGACACUCGACCGAAUUCACCAGUUUCACAUCAACGUUCAAGAAGAACGAUUCAAAUUCGAUACACUUUGCGAUUUAUAUGCAUCGUUAUCCAUCGUAAAAGCUGUCAUCUUUUGUAACACUCGCCGAAAGGUUGAAUUCGUAGCAAGAAAACUAAGCGAAGAAGAUUUCACCGUCUCUGCAAUUAGCGGUGAAUUGACUCAAGAACAACGUAAUACAAUUAUGAAUGAGUUUCGUACUGGUUCGAGUCGAGUCCUGAUCACCACUGACCUACUUGCACGUGGUAUUGAUAUCCAACAGGUCAAUCUUGUUAUCAAUUAUGAUUUGCCAAACAAUCGGGAAAAUUAUAUUCAUCGUAUCGGACGAAGUGGUCGAUUUGGUCGAAAGGGUGUGGCGAUUAACUUUGUUACGGAUGAAGAUCGAACAACAUUACGCGAUCUCGAGCACUUCUACAAUACUGAAAUCAAAGAAAUGCCGAUGGAUGUCGCUAAUUUGUUCUGA